AAAUCGAAAGUAGAAAAGAAUUGUUUACCAAAAGAGGGAAGAGAGAGAAAAAAACAAAACAGUUGGAGUGGUGCAAUUGCAAUACAAUGAGUUGGUGGUGGGAACAGCCACAUCACAUGGUGGUCGUAGCAAAAUUCCCCCUCCUCCAUCCUUGCUUUCUUCCUGGUGGAGUGGUUGGCUGGCUGGCUCUUAUCCUUUUCCAUUCCCAUUGGUUGAAAAUUCAUUGGUCACCACAUCACACAUUUACACCCCUGCGCAUUUUAGCAUCACCCACCACCCCACCUCCCUCCCUUUAUUUCCAUCAUCACCGUCCACCCCAUCAAUCAAUCAUCCCCCGUGGUCCAAUUCCUUUUCCACCACCCACAUAUCCCCUCCUUCUAUUCCUUUUUCUUUUUAUUUUCUCUCUUUAAAACAUAUAUAUAUUAUAUCUAACAGAAAAAAAAAAAAAACUGUUCUUGUAUCUAGAUCUCGAUGUCGGCCACCGCGAUCACACUAUCUACAGCCGAAAAACCCAUCCGGAGAUUCCCGCCACCAUGCUGGACACAAGAAGAAGCCUUAUCAUUGAUCCAAGCUUACCGUGACCGAUGGUACGCUCUCCGCCGUGGCUACCUCCGUACAGCCGACUGGGACGCCGUCGCUGAAGACGUCGGACGUCUCUACCCCGCCAACCCACCCAAAACCUCCGCACAGUGCCGACACAAGAUCGAGAAACUCCGGCAACGGUACCGGGCUGAGAAACAGCGCGCGCUUUCUUUCCCCGGUGGUCAGUUUGUAUCUACGUGGUUUUACUUUGAAGCUAUGGAUUCCAUGGAGAAAAAUGGUAAUGGAUCUAACCCUGGUGAGGAAAACGGUAUGGAUUCGGGUUUGAAUCCGGGUCGUGGGAUCCGGUUUAAACCGGUACCGGUAUCUGUUGAUCAUAGUUUGGUGACUAUUGCUUCUAGGUCUAAUAAUAAUAAUAAUAAUAAUAAUAAUAAUUUUAGAGCUAGUAAUAAUAGUUAUGUUGUACAAGAAGAUGAUGAUAUUGAUAUUGAUGAUGAAAUUGAACAUGGAUAUUAUAUCCAACCGCCGCCUAUUAGUAGUAAAAAUCUAGGUAAAUCACACAAGUUACCCUCAGUAAAUUAUCAAGAUUUUGAUGGGGCUAGAGCUAGGAAGUUUAGUAAGACGGGUUCUAACUCGACUCAUAGUUAUUGGAAUGAGAAUGUGGAUGUAAACGACGACGACGACGAUGGGCUUGAAGAAGACGAGGUUUGGGUGAAGAUGCCUAAAGAUAGGAAUUCGGCUUCAAAAGACAAGUAUGGCGAUAGGGGUUAUCGGUACGUUGGUGGUGAAAGUGAGAAAAGAGGGGUGAAGAGAGAAAAUGAUUCAAUAGGGCAAAUUGUGGCAUCGAUUAAGGAUUUGGCUGAUGGUUUUGUGAAUAUGGAGAAGAUGAAGAUGGAAAUGGUUCGUGAAAUUGAGAAAAUGCGAAUGGAUGCUGAGAUGAAACGGAAUGAGCUCUUGCUUCAGUCGCAGAAACAGAUUGUUGAGGCUUUCGUUAAAGGAUUAGCUGAGAAUAAGAAACAAGAACAACAAUGAUGCAUCAUCUAUCUCUAUCUACCUAUAGAUAAUAAGGAACAUUUGAGGCGUCUAUAGUAAGUUUAAGGCUUGGUUUUGCUUCAUUAAAUGUUAUAUAUUUUAACAAUAAUUCUCUUAUAUAUAAUGUAUGUAGAGAUCAAUAGAUCAUUGUUCAUGUAGUGUAAUUGUAACACUUGCCCAUAUAUGUCUACAAUCAUAAGUGAGGUAGAAUAUGUACCCUUGGUUCA
Messenger RNA from Erigeron canadensis, 1799 nucleotides. Its product is annotated as suppressor of Mek1-like. Bases 472 to 1572 code for a protein of 366 amino acids. The record is from RefSeq and is a predicted model, not a curated record. Gene Ontology annotation, molecular function: transcription cis-regulatory region binding. The transcript has a single exon. NCBI's taxonomy places the organism in Eukaryota, Viridiplantae, Streptophyta, Magnoliopsida, Asterales, Asteraceae. Gene Ontology annotation, cellular component: nucleus.